ACGCUCUCCUUCAGGGGAACCCCCCUACCCCUCCCCCCGGCUCCGUAUUUAGCUCCGGGCGAGGCUCGCGUUGAGACGAACCCGGCACGCGCGUCCGGCACUCCGAAGGCAGCGGCGGCGGCGGCGGCGGGUCGCUUAUCGGCUCCAGCACGCAGGGCAAAGCAACAUCCACCACCACCACCACGAGGACGUCCUCAAGGUGACCAGCGAGCUGGUGCAACCCAUCGGCUCUCUCAACGUUGCCCCGACGUUCGCUCGUUGCCGAGGAGGGGCUCCCGGGGGUCCGAGGCGAGGAGAGCGGCCACGCGAUGGAGUGGCAGCGGCCGCGGGCCCUGCUGGUGACGGAGGCGGCCAGCGGCGCCAUGCGCCUGGUGGAGGAGACCGCCGCGCUCGUGGCCCGCGCCGAGAAGCCGGCGGUGGUGGUGGCCAUCGCUGGGCGCUACCGCACGGGGAAGUCGUUCCUCAUGAACAAGCUGGCGGGGAAGCACAGCGGCUUCGAGCUUGGUAACACGGUGCAGUCCAAGACGAAGGGCAUCUGGGUCUGGGUGUUGCCCCAUCCGGUCGACAGCAAAAAGUCUCUCAUCCUCCUGGACACCGAGGGCCUGGGGGAUGUCGAGCAGGCGAGCGGGAACCACGACACGUGGAUCUUCGUGCUCGCCAUGCUGCUCAGCUCCACGCUGGUCUACAACACCACGAGCACCCUGGACCGCGGAGGCCUCGAGCAGCUGCACUUCGUGGCAAACAUGUCCGAGCACGUGCAGAUGCGCGCUCGCCCCCGCUCCUGGGACCCGGCGAACCAGGCGGACGCGGCCGACUGCCGCGCGUUCUUCCCCUCGUUCGUGGUGUGUGUGCGGGACUUCAUGCUGCGCCUGGAGCUGGACGGGCGGCGCUGCUCCUCCGACGACUACCUGGAGCACUGCCUCAGGCGCAAGUCCGGGGGGCUUAGCAAGGAGUGCCGCGAGCAGAACGCACAGAGGGAGAUGCUUCGCAGCAUCUUCCAGGAGAGGAAGUGCUUCGUGUUCCCCCUGCCGACCGAUCCGGAGCGGAUGGACUCCCUGGACCGCAUGGAGCCACACGACCUCAAGCCGGGCUUCAGGGAGAGCAUGGAGCUCUUCUACGAGCACGUGGUGCGUCACGCGCGCGUCAAGCACCUGGAGGGUACCAUCAUCAACGGGCGCCUGCUGGUGGAGCUGGCGCGUCGCUACGUGGACGCGCAGGCGCGCGGCGCCAUCCCCUGCAUCGAGCAGGCGGUGAGCCAGGUGGCUCGCGCGGCCAACGAGCGCGCGAGCGGCGAGGCGCUGGGCCUCUACGAGGGGCUGCAGUGCGAGCUGCGCGACGCCUUCCCCGUGCCCGCCGACGACGUGGCGGCGUCCCACGUCCACGCCUGGGAAGCCGCGCUCACGCACUUCGCCUCGGCCGCCGUUCUGGACCGCGACCACGAGCAGGAGAAGGCGCUCUCGGCGAGAAUGAUGGAGGCCUACGAGAAGCUGGUGAAGCAGAACAAGGCGGCGUCCGUCUCGACGUCCCGCGCCAUGCUGGAGCUCCUGCACAAGCCAAUCAAGGAGGAGAUCGCCAAAGGCUCGUUCCACACGGCAGGAGGAUUCAAGAGCUACGAUCGGAUGAUGAAGGAGCUGAAGAAGGAAUUCCAAGCGUCGAUGGGGAGAAUGGGAGACAUGGCGGCGCAGGUGCUGAGCGAGUUCCUGGCGAGCGUGGAGGACGAGGGUCGACUCAUCAUGCAGGUGGACGACAGCGUCAGCGAGCUGGAGAAGGAGAGGAAGGAGCUGGAGAAGGUCCGGGCCCGGCAGGCCGAUCAGGAGGCCAUCACGAGGAUGCAGAGCGAGGAACUGCAGAGGACCGUCAACCUCCUGCAAGAGCAGAUGCGGCUCAACGGGGAGUCAUUCAACGCCCGGAUCAAACACAUGGAAGAGAUGACGGAGAUGAAGCUACAGGAGCUGAAGAGGCAACACCAGGAGGAGAUGGAGCGUUCCAAGGCGGCCUAUCAGAGCAGGAGGGGCGGCAGAGGCGGCAUCUGUUCAGUCAUGUGACGCCCGCCGACGCACGGCGCGAUUCCCGCACAGUGCCGACGGCGUCGACCCGACGGUCACUCAACGCUGGGACAACCGUUGGCCUGGCCGCAUGCCAACGUCGGCCCAACGUCGGGCCAACGUUGGCAUGCCCUAACGAAUGCCAUCGUCGGCCCGACGUCGGCCCGGCCGCUGGCCAACGUUGGGACAAUGUUGGCAUGUGGUCGGGCUCAAUGUCGACUCAACGCUGUGCACGCGGUCAGGCCAACGGCGGCUCAACGUUGGGCCGACGUUGGCACGCGGUAGGGCCAACGUUGACUCGAUGUUGGGCCGACGUUGGCACUCGGUAGGGCCAACGUUGACUCGAUGUUGGGCCGACGUUGGCACGCGGUAGGGCCAACGUUGACUUGAUGUUGGGCCGACGUUGGCAUGCCGUCGGGCCAACGUUGACUCGAUGUUGGGCCGACGUUGGCACGCGGUAGGGCCAACGUUGACUCGAUGUUGGGCCGACGUUGGCACUCGGUAGGGCCAACGUUGACUCGAUGUUGGGCCGACGUUGGCACGCGGUAGGGCCAACGUUGACUCGAUGUUGGGCCGACGUUGGCACGCGGUAGGGCCAACGUUGACUCGAUGUUGGGCCGACGUUGGCACUCGGUAGGGCCAACGUUGACUCGAUGUUGGGCCGACGUUGGCACUCGGUAGGGCCAACGUUGACUCGAUGUUGGGCCGACGUUGGCACUCGGUAGGGCCAACGCUGACUCGAUGUUGGGCCGACGUUGGCACGCGGUAGGGCCAACGUUGACUCGAUGUUGGGCCGACGUUGGCACUCGGUAGGGCCAACGUUGACUCGAUGUUGGGCCGACAUUGGCACGCGGUAGGGCCAACGUUGACUCGAUGUUGGGCCGAUGUUGGCACGCCGUCGGGCCAACGCUCCGGGAAGUGCGGAUGGCGGAGCUGGGCCAUGACACGGCGGCGAUGCCGGGGUGACGCUCGUACGGCACGAGGCGCCGCGAUCAUCGUUGGCAACCGUGCGGUGUGAUUUGUUUACAUCGCGGAUUGUCAUCCUUCAGUUGUUCAUCUCGCGAAAGAAUUUUUUUGUGAUGUUCUGGCAUCUAUCAUUUGAGUGAAAUAACAGUGGUCUCUUAGCUCGCUUGUGCCCCACUCUCAAGGUCACACAAUGUUCACCAACCACACGGGCGGACCACCGAGACAACUUGCCCAUGCAACAGCCCUCCUGCCCAUUCCAUAUUUGUACGGGUGACGAUCAAAGUGGCGAGUCACCAACGCGAAUGUGACAGCUGUGCGGCGUCGACUCUCGGCAAGGCGCACCACGUGGGUAGUCGCGUCACUGGGGCGUGGAGCUCAGCUCGGUGUCGCUUCGAAAGUCGGGCGAGAGAGGAGGAAGUUGGUGGUGGUGGUGGUGGUGAGGGUGCCUUUAAGGGGGGAAGUGCGCCUUUAAGGACGUGCGCCUUUAAGGGGGGACGCGCGCCUUUAAGGGGGGGUCGUGCGCCUUUAAGGGGGACGUGCGCCUUUAAAGGGGACGUGCGCUUUUAAGGGGGGACGUGCGCCUUUAAGGAGGGACGUGCGCCUUUAAGGGGGACGCGCGCCUUUAAGGGGGGACGUGCGCCUUUAAGGGGGGACGCGCGCCUUUAAGGGGGGACGCGCGCCUUUAAGGGGGGACGCGUGCCUUUAAGGGGGGACGUGCGCCUUUAAGGGAGUGGCUGUUCUCCUGCCGUGCUGUGGGUCUCUCCGGGGUGGGCAGCAGGUGGCAGUGCAGCGUUUCUCGCCUGUGAUUGGUCCUUGCCCCGUUUGAAAAUCACGGCAAGUCCUCGCUUAACGCACUCUGGUGUUAUAGAUUCCAACGCGUUUCACACAGCGCAUAGCCAACAGAGUUAAUCGGAGGUUUCUAUAGCUCUAUGGGUCUCUGUACCUCUGUGUAUCUCUACGAGACUGCGAUGCACAGCAUCUGCCACCGCUGCCGACCGCGACCUUACAAGGCUGGGACGAUGAUCAUCGGCAUCCCCGAGAGAGUCUGAACUCGCUGCAGAGACUGCCAGACUGGAGCCGGUCGGUUCCGUGGAACUUGGUCGCGAGCAACUUGAACCGGGCGGGCUAAGGCUCUUGCCUACUAAGCCUUGUACAGCAUAUAUGUAGCGGUAUAAGUGGGUUAUAAUGUCCAUAAGACGGGGGGG
Messenger RNA from Petromyzon marinus (sea lamprey), 4216 nucleotides. Its product is annotated as guanylate-binding protein 2-like. Gene Ontology annotation, molecular function: GTP binding; GTPase activity. NCBI's taxonomy places the organism in Eukaryota, Metazoa, Chordata, Hyperoartia, Petromyzontiformes, Petromyzontidae. The record is from RefSeq and is a predicted model, not a curated record.